AUGGGUAUCGGCACUUCCCGGGUUCUCAGGUGGAAGGGUCGAACUAUGCUUUCUAGUAUCGAUAGUAAUGACCACCAGUGGGAAAAGAGAAAGGUUGUUAACCCAGAACUGUACCUAAUUUCGGACCAAACAGGUGCUGUCUGUGGAAGGCUUCCCGGUGAAGUCAGUGGACAGCAGUUCCGAAUAAGAAAUUGCAAGAACUCUUAUGUUUUUGUUUAUGAUUACGUUAACACAGUUACGAUUGAUGACUGCUCAAACUGCACAAUUAUUUUUGGACCUAUACAAACAAGGUUUUGUGAAAACUGUACGAUUUUGACUGCUUGUCAGCAAUUUCGAGUCCGGGAUAGCAAAAGUAUUAUUGCUUUCAUAGCAUCAGUUUCGGAGCCUAUCAUCGAAACCAGCAGUUUGAUCCUCUUUGCUCCCUUCCAGCUUUUCUAUCCUGAACUCCAAGAUCAGUUUCGUGCUGCCGGUUUGAAUCUAUUUAAUUGCUCUUACUCCUCCAUACACGACUUUUCUGCCAGAAGUACUUCCCCAGCAAACUAUGCUUUUCUCCCCUUAUCCGAUGACAUCUCAAAGCACAUUCGUUUGCCAAAAGACCUUGAAGCUGAAAUUAGUUCGGGCGAUAAUACUGUCCGGAUCAAAGCGGGUGAAGUACUACAACGACUCAAGUCGGUGCAUGCAUCAUUAGACGCUGAUUUAUCCACAGUGCCCAUCACCUACGCCGGUUUGCUAAUAGACGGAAAUGUGGACGGAGAAUUUGCUCUAGUUGGCCUGUUUUAUCACCACUUUGUGGAGAGACACGCGAGAGAGGUUAUCAAAACUCUCUCCACGCGUUCGGUCUACUUGGUACGAACGCGAUCUCUUCAGUACUCACGUGAGGAUAUUACGAGAAUUUUUGGGGAUUCUACGCUGGCUUCCCACUCCUUGCUCGGCCUAUCCCUCUGUGGUUGCGUUCGAGUGCGCACAGUAUCGAACACCAAUUUCGUCGACCUCACAGAGGUCAAAGAGAUGGUCCUUUCGGGAUUGACUAAGCCAGUAUUUCUCUUUGUAACCGGAAAUACGUGGUGUUUUGCAGUGUCUGAAGGAAGUGUGCGAGAAGUUCGAGGGACUGAUGGGUUGAGUGGCACAAGCCCAAUGAUUACCCUGCAAUUCCAGGGUCCAACUGGUGAGGUGGGUCGUCUCUGCCAGGCGGUUAGGCGCGUUGUUCGGAGACGCCUGUUUUCAAGAGGUCGUACGCGUGGAUUAGUGGGGUCUACGGAAGAUAUAGGGAGCUGUUAUGCAAUGGAAAGGGAAAUGACUAUGUCCUCAUCUAAUCAGGGCAUUGCCUCGCAAAUGUCCAGGAAGAAUGUGUGUCCUGAUCGAAAACACAAACAAAUAAUUGAAUACCGAUAUUCGUCUCAAUACAUUGAUGAAAGUGCGAAUCAAGAAGCGCCCUCUCUACAAGCCGUUCUUGAAUCACUGGCCUCAACAUCUUCAUUUGUGCCUGCUAAUGAGGAAUCUGUCAAGGGUCUCCAUGACAUUGCCAGUACACUAUCAUCUGGCUACUUUAGCACCAGUAGCCAGUCAUUUCAACAGACCUCCGAAUUGGCUGAUUAUUUUAGUCAGGAUGAUACCUGCGGUUACGAAGGCGGCCUGUCUCGAUACUUGCGUCGUACACAGUCAAACAUACAUGAAGAGUCUUCAGAAAACUAUACAACUCUACAAACUUGGGGGGAACAGUCCAGCACAUUUCGUCGAAUUCAUAGCUCGACAAGAUCUUCAAAUGCAUAUCGAGCACUAUUUGCCGAACUUCCCACAAUCCACGAAAGGCAAAGCUUGAUAGCUCGAAAUGUUCGCUUCGCUGAACAUUCUCUGCCACAUUCGCCUGCGCACAAGAGACCGCGAUUUACAUCCCCCUCGUCUGGUGUCUUUGACAACCCACCUUCUCAAGCUGCUGAUGCUAAUCUCGAUGACACCCUCUCCGUUUCCGACGUCGGGAGUGAUGAAUCGGCCCUCUCCAUAAGUUCUCCCCUCCGACCCCACAAAUCUGGUCUCGAUAUUGAUCGAAAACAAUCCAGUCCUAAGGAAUCUCACCGGUCCGAAAUCCCACCCACUAAAAGGCAUCCCUUUUCUCGGUGUGUAUCGGUCCCCUCCAACAUUGUUCAGGACCGACUCAAUACUUCCACCGAUGCCUUAUACGAUAGACGUAAACCUAGUGUUCUUCCAGUGGUCGAACGCACAGGCGCCGGUGCAACUUUGAUUAGUGUGGACACCGUAGCCCACCUCCUAACCGGCAAAUACGCCAAAAGGAAUGUUAACUUUCUCAUUGUUGACUGUCGCUUCCCCUACGAGUAUAAUGCAGGUCAUAUAAAGGAAGCUGUGAACAUUUACACCGUGAGCGACCUGGUGCGAGAGGUCUUCCACCGCAUUCCGGCCCGAAGUCUCCUCGAAAAUGAGUCCUUUGUCUGCCUGGGUGAUCAGUUGGAUCGGAUGCUGGCGAAGGACAACCCCGAUGUGCCACUUCCAGUUGUUAGUGAUUACGUCCGAAGCGGUUAUUCGUCUGAUGAAGGUGGAGAUGAAAGUGAGGAUAGCAUUCUUGACGACGAUCCUUUUGAAGAGAAAAAGGAGGAUUCGUUCAGCGGCAAUGUCGGUGCUGAUUCACCCAAGUCUGUCAAAGAUGAAAGCAGCUUCGCCUCUCUCGAUAUCAGCGGGGAGGCAGACUCAGAGCCAAGUCAUGUUAUCAUCUUCCAUUGCGAGUUUUCAUCCCAAAGGGCGCCUGACAUGUUUAAAUUCCUGAGAAAACUUGAUCGAUCCUUGAAUAGCAGUCGGUAUCCCUUCUUGUUCUUCCCCGAGCAGUAUGUGAUGAAGGGUGGAUACUCCGAGUUCUAUCGGCGUUUUCCAGGUCUAUGUGAGCCGUCCGCGUACAUGAAAAUGUUUCACAGAAGCCAUGGGUCGGACCUGCGCUAUUACCGGCGUCUCACGAAGCACGUCUCCACUUCCUGUGAUGCCUGCUUUCGCAAUCCGAGACUUUUCAGCUUCUCUGACCUGAGCUAUUCAGAAAACAAGGAGAACGCAGCGCAUCUUCUGCGAAAGGUGCGUACGAUGUACGCGCACAAAACCUCAUCACCGCUCAGUUCACGCGCUACUAAAAGACAGAAGUUGGCCUUCGGUGAAAGUACGGCUAACAUCGACUCAGAAAGUGCUCAAUCACCAGAGCGGCAAAGAAUCGACUUAGAAUCGCCUACCACGUCCUCUCACCAACCCACGGAUAGUCCAGACGACAGUUCUCUUCGGCUUGUUGAAGCUGUGGUUAGAGUGGGCCAGCAUGUGAUCGAUGCCUUCGAGCGUAGCAGAAAGCUAGGUCUAAGAUGGUCCGCCUACUCCGAUUCGGCCACGGAUAAUGCCUCUCAGUUUCUCAUCAAGUGA
Molecule: messenger RNA, 3405 nt
Organism: Echinococcus granulosus
Lineage: Eukaryota; Metazoa; Platyhelminthes; Cestoda; Cyclophyllidea; Taeniidae
Exons: 19
Coding region: 1-3405 (1134 amino acids)
Biological process (GO): post-Golgi vesicle-mediated transport; protein dephosphorylation; positive regulation of cell cycle G2/M phase transition
Cellular component (GO): periciliary membrane compartment; cilium
Molecular function (GO): GTPase activator activity; protein tyrosine phosphatase activity
Source: RefSeq, a predicted model, not a curated record